Anguilla rostrata (American eel) is the source of this 3362-nucleotide messenger RNA. RefSeq names its product telomere repeat binding bouquet formation protein 1 (gene terb1). The record is from RefSeq and is a predicted model, not a curated record. The transcript has 20 exons. NCBI's taxonomy places the organism in Eukaryota, Metazoa, Chordata, Actinopteri, Anguilliformes, Anguillidae. The coding region runs from base 511 to 3003 and encodes 830 amino acids. Gene Ontology annotation, biological process: homologous chromosome pairing at meiosis; meiotic attachment of telomere to nuclear envelope.
ACAACUUUCCAAUCAGAAUUGAAGAUGAGUGAAUGAUAUUCAGAAGGCCUUGGAUCGUCAAAGAUUUUUGUUUGUAUGACGUAAGCCGCCAGACAUGACUUGCGUAUUAGGCCACUCAUUUCUAGAUACUUGUCUAGGUGUCAAGCACAAUAGCUAUGUAAGAAAGGUUGUUAACGUUAGCUGUUGCCUGCACAGUAAUCUUCGUUGGAAUAACGUUCCAACAACCUGAUCACUUUCUGCCAGAUACAAUAAGCAAAUAAGUGUGUGUCAGCCUCAGAUUAGGUAAACAUUAGUCAACUGACGAGUCAGAUUUCGGGUGAUGUAGCUAGCUAUCCUGCUAACAAUUAAUGUUAGCUAGCUAGCUAGAGUAGCUGGCUAGCUAAAGUUAGCAAGAUUACUCGCAAAGCACUCGUUAUCUUUGAGCACAAAAUAGUUUUCUUCCAAGGAAACAACUAAAAUUUUUCUAGCUAGCUAACUGUAGAGUAAACGAAACAAAUGGAAAGCGUGUAAAUGGAUGGAUCGGACGCAAAUAUGCUAAAUUGUGCGAUCAAGACCGAUCUGAACUUGCUGCUUGAGUGCCUCAAGUAUCAAAUGAAUUGUCCUGAUGCACAGAAGCAAGCUCUGCUCACCAUAUACUCCAUAUGUCAAGAAAAAGGGGAAGUUAUAGACUAUUUCCGGGAGACGGGUGGUGUCCUGUUUGUUUACAACCUCUCUAAAUCCAGCCAGCACUUGGAGGUGAAGGAGGCAGCCCUCUUUACGCUGGGAGGCCUGGCAGAGAACAGUGUGUUUUGCCAGCAGAUUUUGUGCAGAGUGGACAUCUUUGCAUACAUGAUGCAUUUGCUUGUGGAAGACUCCCCACUGACCCUGAAAAGGGUCGUGGUGUACAUGGUGUCGGUGCUUGUCGCCAAUAACAAAUCUGGCCAGACGUUUGCCAAGUCUACAGGGUGCAUGGAAGUCCUGUUGGAUUUGUUCAGGACGAGUUUUCCCACCUCGAGCGGAGCGGCUGACAUCGCUCAGCGGUGCCAGCUCUGGACGUCUGUGUCGAGCGCGCUGUGCGGCUGCGUGAACAACCCGCAGAACGAAGAGAACCAGCUGAUAUGCAUGACCAUCUUCCCCGAGGCCAGAAAAUGGCUGGAGAAACUAGCACUGCCCAGAGUGGAGAUCAUGCGGCCAAUCACCUCCCUAAUAGGGAUGAUUGUUGCUAAUAAUCCGUCCGCCCAGGAGAGCUUCGCCUCGACGGGGGGCCUGCGGACCCUGGCCCGGUCUCUGGUGAGGUUCGCCGCCGAGUCCCACCGCAGCCCCCUGGCCCGCGACCUGGCCGUCAUGGCGACCAAGACCCUGAGCGCCUGCGUCACCGACAAGGCUCCCCUGGCCUCGGGACUGGCUGAGUACCAUCUGGUGCCUCAGCUGUUGACCCUGCUGUCCUGUCCCGGCCUGGACCCCCGGAACCGGCUGUGCAUCGUCCUGGCGCUGGGCCACUGCACCGAGUCCUGCGGUGAGCCCCCCCCACCCCCCCCUUACAUCUGCACACCGCACGUGAAUUUUUGUUUCUUUCCCGCGGAAGCCUCGACCCUGGGGACGGACGGAGGGAGCCGCUCCCCCCGGGUCGACCUCGACGACCCCCUGGAGCGGGCGGGGCCCCCCGGCGAUCUGCGGAGUUACUGGAGGUCAGCGUGGGAAAUACAGACCAGGAUAGAGCAGCUGGAGAAGCUCCAGGGAGAGGCUGUGCUGGGAGGUGAGGGGGAGAGGGAAGGAGUGAAUUCCUCAGAUAAGUGGCGUGGGUCGGGGCGAGAGGAGACGCCCCCCCCGGCCUCCUGCGCCUCCGCCGGGUUUUGGGAGGGGACUCCCCGGGUCCGGAGCGCCAGAGGCAGGGGGGAAGAGGGGGGCGCGUCCCGCCGGGGGUUCGAAGGCCCGAUCGAGAGCAGGGACCUGGAGCGCACCCCGGCCCGGCCCAGAACGCAGGAGCCCCCCAGGCAGGACCCCCACAGGAACUCCGGGGCUGACGGCAGGUUUCCGAGGGGCUCGGUCAGGAGGCAGAUUUUCCAGGCCAGCGCUGCACCACAGAGCCGAACAUCACAGCAGUCAGCCCAGUCCAGCAGAGAGCAGCUCAGCCGCAGUACCGCCCCACAGCCACCAGGUGGAGCUUCGCGGCAGAGUGAGCCCGCGGAGCUGGGGGGCAACGUGCGUUCCGUCUGCAGCAGGAUGCCCCUCAGCUUGACCCCUCCGGUCACGGGACGUCCCAGGGAGCGGGAGGGGGCGGCCAGCCCUCCCCCCGCGCCCCCAGAGAGCCGAGCGAUUUUCAAACGUCCGUACCCAGCCAAGGAGAGAGCUGCACGCAGUGAGAGCCCGUCCUUCAGAGAUCACAUGUCCCUGUGCGCAGACGUCCUGGAGGGCGAGAUCAGGAGGAUCCUGCGCACGCCCAACGCCGCGACCGCGCCGGGUUCCUUCCGAUGCUCAGGGUGCGCCACGGGCCUGUCGGGGCUGAGCAGCCGGACCUUCGGCCCGAUCCUGCGGUCCUGCCGGCACCGGUGCGACCGGCACGCCGUCCUGCAGGAGGCCCAGGCCCGCUUCAGACAGCGGCGCAGAACCCAGCCAGGACACGCCCAGCAGGGGCGCUGCGCACAAAUCAGCCUGACUCCCCUCCGCUGGGGCGCCCUCUCGCCCCCUAGGAGCACAGCCGGGCCAGCCUGGAUGACUCUGACUCCAGUUAAGAGAACCCAGGACCCUGUAGACGGGGGCGCAUACCACAGGGAGGGGCCCGCCUGCGAGGAGCGCCAGGAAGCCCGGCGUGGGGACGAGCGCGCCUGCAACAGGAGGGAGAGAAAGAACUUCACGCAGGAUGAAGUCCAGUAUCUGCGGGACGGGGUGAAAAGGCUAGGCCCGUGCUGGAAUUCCAUUCUGUGGUCCUACCCCUUCCAAAAAGGCCGAACCAACGUGGACUUGGCAAAGAAAUUCUCCCGCUUGCAGAAGGAGAUGCCGCUGGUCGGGGAUCCAGAAGACUGACAUGUCAUCCAAAAACCCACAGGAAGAGUGAUCGGUUUAACACAUAAUUGUAUUGUUUGAGUCAUUUCAUUAGUGAAAUAUUUUGUGUUGUUAUUUCUGGUUUGUUUCCUGGAUGUGUUCGACUUCAGUGUUUUUGCGAGGAAUUGUAUGAUAAGCAGUUUGCAUUCAAAUAUUCAUAACCAUUUACUUGACAAAUACAUGUUACAUUAUUUAUAUAUUUAUAAAAAGACAAAGUCGGGCAGCUUUGACAGGAAACCGCUUCCUCUUUUGACUGUGGUCUGAGCUGGUUUUAAUAUUCAUCAAAUGUUUUUGAGCGCUCAUCUCAUUUACAAUAAAACGAAAAAUAAUUAUACGAGGAA